This is a messenger RNA of Folsomia candida, 1669 nucleotides long. Its product is annotated as kynurenine formamidase. NCBI's taxonomy places the organism in Eukaryota, Metazoa, Arthropoda, Collembola, Entomobryomorpha, Isotomidae. Gene Ontology annotation, molecular function: hydrolase activity. The coding region runs from base 487 to 1554 and encodes 355 amino acids. The record is from RefSeq and is a predicted model, not a curated record. The transcript is spliced from 7 exons.
ACUGCACUUUAAUGUAUGUAUGUAUUUCGUAUGUUAGCCAAGCCAGGAAGCAAACAGUAUUUGGCAAGACAAGUUUACCUUAUUCCAUAAAGAAUUAAUUUACAGUGAAAAUUAACUGACCACUAGAGCCAAUCCCUACUCACCUCAUUAAUAUUUGCAAAGUUUUUUACUCAGAGAUAAAAGGCUGAAUAUUUGCAUCUUAAACAGUAUUUUCUUGCUCUAAGUUUUGUUGCUGCCAAAUUUUUACUCAAGGUGUUAUCAUUACGUAAUAUUUAUUUUCGACUAUUUAACAAAACCAGCUAAAGAAGUUGGAUCAGUAAUCUUUUGAACAUACAUAUAUUGAAUAGCCUGGAUAAUAAUCAGCACAUCCAGCUCAUCAAAUUUGUGGUCCAACUUUAUUGUGAAAUGUGAAUUUGAUACUCCGAAGUAAAACACUGAGGGAGGAUGCAAUAGAAAUAGUUAAAAAAACAAUAGAGUACUAGAAAAAUGUUCAAAACCAGGGAACACUGUAUUAUGAGGAAUAUUAUAAGCUUGGGAGCCAUAAAUCUACUCAUUUUCAUAGCUAUCACAAAUGGGCAAUCCCGUAAGAUGGAUGAAUGGGAGACGUGGUCAUUGCAAAAAUUGGAAGACGAGGUAAGUCCAAGUCGUUGGAACCCGAGAAAAUCUCCCGAUGAAGUGAUCAAGGAAUAUGUCGACACUUCAAUUCUUGGUACGCAUUCCGCCCAAGAAACAAUCCCCCACGAACUCAACAUUCCGUAUGGCGAGAAGCCCUCACAGCAGUACGAUUUGUAUGGGACCGACCUGUCGCCCGACUCCCAUAUAUACAUUUGGAUUCAUGGUGGUUAUUGGCAAGAGGGUAGCAAGGAUAUUUCGGCACUAUUUGCAUCCACCCUGCAUGCCCAAGGAGUUCGAAACAUCGUGCUAGGAUACACUCUAGCACCUGCCGCUUCAAUUGCGCAAAUAGAAGAAGAGGUUGUUCUAGCUUUGAAAGAAAUUAUAUCAAAACACCCAAAUUCUCCAAUUAUAAUAGGAGGUCACUCUGCCGGUGCACAACUCGCCUCUAUGAUUCUUCACAAUCAAAGCGACCCUGUAAUUGUUGAGCAUAUUAAAGAGUUUCAUUUUGUCUCUGGGGUAUAUGAUUUGCGCCCAUUGAUCCCAACCUAUGUAAAUAAUCCGUUAAAAUUAACAAGAUCAACUGCUGAUGCUUCGAGUCCGCUUCGAAUUCGAAAAAUUCAGCAAAGAUUUUUAGACAAGGGAGCGGACCUUAAAAUAUCAGUGACUGUUGCGAAGCAUGAUUCACCACUGUUCCAACAACAGUCUCAAGAAUAUUAUAAACUUUUGCGGAAGGCGUUUUCACACUUUGAAUUUUGGAAAUCAGAUUCGGAUGACCAUUUCACUUUAAUUCAAAAUAUGGCCAAGUCUAAUACAGGAGCUGGUAAACAGUUUCAUCAGCAAGUCAGUGCGCUAAAGUCGUCAGGGACAACAAGAUUGGUUUCAAACCAGGUUACUACUUUAAUGUCAAUAAUUGCAAUAUUUAUGCUCCUUUACACUUAAUUUGGUCUAGUUAAAUGUUUCAAAAAAUGAUAAUAAUACAUUUAAUCAUUUUUAUACGGCAUUUAUUAAAAUAUAAAGGGGCGAAAGAUUUAUCAUCGAUAAACAUAUUGUCACA